AAAAGGAGGAGCGUAAUGUCUACAUCGCGCAACUUUUUCGCCGUACUUGAUGAUGACGUUAGUGGUGAUAUUUUGGAAGAGGAGAUGAAUACCUAUGUUGAGGAUCAGGUGGAACUGGAGGGUAAAGAAGAUCCUCCAACAAUAAUAAAGGAAGGUGUAGGAACAUGUCGCAAAGACAAGCCUGAGAAAAAGAAAAAGAAAAAAUCUGUCAAGAAGUCUUUACAGGAAUUUCAAGGAGAACCAAGUAUAAAUGGCAACAUCAGAAACGAAGACUCUGACAGCAGUGGAGAAAGAGGUAUUGAUCUACGUGUGGAGCCAGCAAUUAAAGACUGGGCAAGAAUACCAAGACAUCUAAAAAAAGAACAUCAGAUGCUUCACAAAUUUUCUUGUAAGCUCAAGAACGGCAUGAGGGUCUUGGAAGCUUCGCUUUGUGUUACAAAGAAUUACAAUAGCCACCGGUUGUAUGGGAGCCACCUGUGAAAACAAAAGGGAGCUUCCAAGUAAC
Messenger RNA from Papaver somniferum (opium poppy), 505 nucleotides. RefSeq lists its product as uncharacterized. Lineage: Eukaryota; Viridiplantae; Streptophyta; Magnoliopsida; Ranunculales; Papaveraceae. The record is from RefSeq and is a predicted model, not a curated record. Bases 16 to 480 code for a protein of 154 amino acids. The transcript is spliced from 2 exons.